CACCAAUGCCAACGUAACCGCGACCCGGUCACCCAUUUGGCAGCCAAGGCCGGGUUUGCGUCAUUGUCUGUGCGCCGGAAGCGACAGCUCUUGCACUUGUGCAUGGUGACGAUAGUGAGUCCAUGCCGUCUAAGUUAAACCGAAAGUGGUGCUGUCAGGCGGCGCAAUCGUCAGCCCUUUGCGGGCCCCAGGGCCAUGGCGGUAUUCCAUGACGAGGUGGAGAUCGAGGACUUUCAAUAUGACGAGGAUUCGGAAACGUAUUUCUACCCCUGCCCGUGUGGGGAUAACUUCUCCAUCACCAAGGAAGAUUUGGAGAAUGGAGAAGACGUGGCAACUUGUCCUAGCUGCUCUCUCAUUAUAAAAGUGAUUUAUGAUAAAGAUCAGUUUAUGUGUGGAGAAAUGGUCCCAGCCCCUUCAACCAACAAAGAAUUAGUUAAAUGCUGAAGAAGCCAUCAGGAACUCACAUCCUGGAUAAGUGGAUGGAAAUACCAAAUGAAAAGUCGUUGGCUUUGCAGUGACAGCUGCUUUCUUAUUUGCUGUUCAUUAGAGUGUGGAUCUGUUCAUCAUCUGCUGGGUUCAUCCCCAAAACUUUUAUCUGAAUUUCACGCUUAGAACUUUGACUUGGAAGUGUUCUUAACCACCCAGCUGGAUUUAGAGAAAGGUAAUUUUAAUUGGUGCUUUCCCUUAGUUUCAUCAUUUUUAUAUCCUAAACCUAGGUCAGUAUCUGAUUACAGCAUUAUCUACCUCAUUCAUUAGGAUUCCUUCAUUAAAAAGAGAUUAUAUUUUUUAACAUAGCUAUUGAAAUGAGUAAAAUUAGCUCUAUGUUUGAAUAUUGACAUCAGCUUUGUGGUCCUAAAUUUAAGAAGAUCUGCUGCUUUGUCUGUACUGUGUUUGCAAUUCCCCCACCACGCCAGCCGCCUCCGUCUUGCUGUUAUUAGAAUGCUCAUGUUCAUUCAGCGUGCCAUUUCUGUUAUACUUCAUGCUGAAUUCAUUCCUGGUGUUAAAAAGGAAAGAAGCAAGGCAUGGUGAUGCAUGCCUGUAAUCCUAGCACUUGGGAGGCUGAGACAGG
Fukomys damarensis (Damara mole-rat) is the source of this 1069-nucleotide messenger RNA. RefSeq names its product diphthamide biosynthesis 3 (gene Dph3). NCBI's taxonomy places the organism in Eukaryota, Metazoa, Chordata, Mammalia, Rodentia, Bathyergidae. Gene Ontology annotation, biological process: protein histidyl modification to diphthamide. The transcript has 3 exons. Gene Ontology annotation, molecular function: metal ion binding. The record is from RefSeq and is a predicted model, not a curated record. Bases 196 to 444 code for a protein of 82 amino acids.